Brenthis ino (lesser marbled fritillary) is the source of this 1617-nucleotide messenger RNA. The record is from the annotation of a GenBank genome assembly. NCBI's taxonomy places the organism in Eukaryota, Metazoa, Arthropoda, Insecta, Lepidoptera, Nymphalidae.
AUGAGCGGUGAUCGUGCGGGAUCGCAGUGCGGUCUUACAACGCUACUGCCGAUGUCGUGUCGCGGUCGAGCUGCCGCGUUUGCCCGGGACCUACAUUCGCGUCUCCGAAGUCUAGGCGCUACACAAGACGGCGAAUGCGAAAAUAGCUGGCUUACUCGUGAAAAUUCUACACAUCGACCAUCCAACUCUCCGCGCUCUCAAAAAGACCUUGAAACAUUCUACGAUUUUGAACUAGAAUGCGAGAGUCCGUCCAGUCCAGUUGAAAACUAUGAGCCAUCCUUUCCAGAGAAACAAAGUGAAGAAAGUGAUCCGCCUUUUUAUGAUGUUGAUUCCAACACAGAAAACAAAGAGCAAAGUAAACUAUUGUUGAAACAACCAGAUGCAGGGAAAAAUGGAUUUAAGUUUUCCACUGCAUUUUACACGGAGUCACCAGUGAAACACCAACCAACAUCGAGAGAGAACGGUCACGUUGAUAAACCACUGUAUUCUGCUAUUACUUUUGAAGGCUGUGCUCGACAAAAUAGUUUUGAUGAAGUCGAUUGUGCUGUUCAGCCUAUUUCAGUUACAACCCCAGACCGGUCAAAUUCAUAUUCUCAACAAAGUUCAAUGAUAGAUAGCGACUCAGAAUUUGAAUCGGCAAAAAGUGAAGAAGGAUCUCAAAUUGAGAACAAUGUAGAAAAUGAUAUUACAGAUGCGGUAGAAAAUUUGUCAAUUACUGAUAGUGAAACUCUUAACGAAUUAGAAGAAAUAUUAACAGUAAGAGUUGAUGAAGAUAAUGAAAACGAUGUAAACGAAACUAUAGUAAUAAGCAAUGAUUUAGCGAAAAUAGUCACCAAUGAAGUUCCUAUUGAUAAAGAUCUAUCACCGGCACCUGAAAUUGAUCCUUCCCUAUUAAAUGCUGAAACUAAAAGAGAAGAUGAGUCAGAAGAUGAUAAACCACAACGAGUACGUCGAUGCUCAUCAUUGAAAACGGGGAAGACGCCACCCGGUACUCCAGGUCGUAAAAAAAUUGUUAGAUUCGCAGACGUUUUAGGACUCGAUCUGGCUGAUGUUAAAACUUUUAUGGAUGAAAUACCUGUUAUUCCGAAAUCUGCCUACGAUGAUCUUACCGGUUGUGAUGUACAGAACUCACCGCCUGCUCGACCUCCGCCUCGUCUCGGUGCUUUAACACUAGUUCCUCUAUUCCAACUACCACGCGAUUUCACAGAAAAGUUAGAAAAACAAAAUGUUUGCAUGGAGAGUUCUCGAGUUUGUGAUGGCGUACACGUCACUAUAUGUGGAUCAGUGCGGGUGCGAAAUUUAGACUUUCACAAGACAGUACACAUACGAUACACUAUGAACCGUUGGAAGACGUACACAGACUUGCAGGCCAAUUACGUCCAAGGUUCUUGCGAUGGCUUCUCGGAUCGAUUCCAGUUUAUUUUAUACGCACCUUGCAUUUCGUCGGGGCAGAGGUUAGAACUGGCAGUUCGUUUUCAAUGCAAAGGUCAACAAUUCUGGGACAACAAUAGUGGAGCAAAUUAUUGUUUUGAUUGUCUUGCUCUCGGUGCUACGGUGCCUGCGCCCUCGUCUUCGGGAACUCUUCACCCCAGUGUGGAUUGGCAUCCCUCAUUCUAC